GAAUCUGCUACAGACCUACAAAGUUCAGUUGGUGGGCGUAAAUUUGCCUUACAAUAAAUCUACCACUUUUCUAAUUCAGAGCAAGCACCAAAAUCAACCCUUAACCACAUUUCUAGUUCAAACCUGUAAAGAAUCCAAUACUUCCCGCGUUAUCAACAAAAGAAACGCUAUUCCAUCCAAGAAACACACCCAAAACAGCAUCAAGAAACAAAGAAGAAACCGAAGAAAGGCAGAGUUUCAUGGCUAAAAGGCUGGAGAUCAGAACAACAUCAUCAAGAAGAAGAGCGGCAAUGGUGUUUCUAUAUCUUCUUCUUGCUAUCUUAAUGAGCUCGAGCGGUCUAGUGCAUGGACAAUUCUUGCCAAAUACACCCUCUGUAAUGGAAAAUGGAUCACAUGUAUCUGCGUUGUACUUAAUGGGUGAUUCUUCUGUUGAUUGUGGAAAGAACAGUCUCUUUUACCCUCUACUUCGCAGAAAUCUUUCUUUGCUUCCUUGUAAUGGGUCAGACUCCACCCUUCUUCCUCAUCUUCUAGCUCAGAAGAUGGGCUUGCCUAAUUCCCAGCCAUUCAACAGUCAGAAUGGAUCGAUUGAAGGGCUAAUAAAAGGUGUGAAUUACGGUUCAGCGCAUGCAACAAUCAUAAGCCCCAGCAGCCAGAGCCACUCCUCUUUUAACCAACAGCUGCGCCAAGUAUACGAGACCUUCCAGUUGUUGCAGCUUCAGCUUAGACAGGACAUCGCCCAGGAUUUUAUCAAAUCCUCCAUGUUCUAUCUUUCCUUUGGAAAAGAUGACUAUGUUGACCUCUUUCUGAGGAAUUCUUCAGGCGUGAUACUCAAGUACAGUGGCCAAGAAUUUGCUCGCAUUCUGGUCAACCAGAUGGUUCAUGCUAUACGGACCCUUUACGAUGCAAAUGUGAGGAAGAUCAUAAGCACAGGAAUAUUGCCGCUGGGAUGCACUCCACGCGUGGUAUGGGAGUCGUAUAAUUCAACUGCUAUUCAUCAUGGAAUGGGUUGUGUAGAAGAGAUCAACGAGUUGGUUUUGCAAUACAAUACAAUGCUUAGUGAGCAUAUUGUGGAGCUCAAUGUGGAAUUACCUGACGCUCAGAUAAUUUUCUGUGAUGUAUACCAGGGAAUGAUGGAGGUCAUAACCAACCCAACACUCUUCGGAUUUAGGGAUACACAGAAUGCGUGCUGUGGGCUCGGUCUUCAUGGUGCAGAGAUUGGCUGUGUUUCCACAGAGACGGCCUGCAACCAAUCUUCAGCUCACGUAUGGUGGGAUCUUUACAAUCCUACGCAAGCAUUGAACUCCUUGCUUGCUGAUUCAGCCUGGUUUGGCCAUCCCUUGCCCGGCAUUUGUCGUCCUAUCACAGUCCAGGAAUUGGUGUCCACUUCACAUUUGACCGGAGUGCCAUCCAGGUGAUACAUGCUUCAUCAAACCGUCUGCUUUAGUAGUUUUUGGCCUGUUGCUCAUGCUGAGCACUGCAGAUUGAACAUAAUUUUAGAUUAUGAUGAUAACUUUUCAGAAAUUUGUUUCUUGCAUCCCAGUAGUAACUGUAUACACACCGCUAGUAUAGUAACUGUUAAUGCAAACAGUACUGUCCUGUUCAAGAAUGAUAUUGGAAACAUGAUGAUAUUUUUCCCUA
Populus euphratica (Euphrates poplar) is the source of this 1638-nucleotide messenger RNA. Its product is annotated as GDSL esterase/lipase At1g71250-like. The coding region runs from base 240 to 1415 and encodes 391 amino acids. Gene Ontology annotation, molecular function: hydrolase activity, acting on ester bonds. The record is from RefSeq and is a predicted model, not a curated record. The transcript has 3 exons. NCBI's taxonomy places the organism in Eukaryota, Viridiplantae, Streptophyta, Magnoliopsida, Malpighiales, Salicaceae.